This is a messenger RNA of Stegodyphus dumicola, 2044 nucleotides long. Its product is annotated as guanine nucleotide-binding protein G(s) subunit alpha-like. Lineage: Eukaryota; Metazoa; Arthropoda; Arachnida; Araneae; Eresidae. The record is from RefSeq and is a predicted model, not a curated record. Gene Ontology annotation, biological process: sensory perception of chemical stimulus; adenylate cyclase-activating dopamine receptor signaling pathway. Gene Ontology annotation, molecular function: GTPase activity; G-protein beta/gamma-subunit complex binding; GTP binding. Gene Ontology annotation, cellular component: cytoplasm; heterotrimeric G-protein complex.
UAAAGAUAAGAGAAAUGUUCAUCCUGAUCGCAGUAAGUAGUAAUUCUGUAACUCGCAAGCAGUUCAAAAAAUUCAGCUAAAUAUCUAUUAAACUUAGUACAUACAUUUCACUUAAAUUUCGUAUGUUGGGCAAUGGAUGAAUAUUCUACGAUGAAGAUCGAAAAUGCGCUUUCGGAAGAUCCGUGAUGUAGGGGAAUUUAAGCAAAUUGUAGCUCAAACCACUGUAUAUUUGCAUGCUCCAAUCGCAGUUGCUGUUAUAGAGAAAAUCUGUAUCUGAAAGAUGAUGUCCUGCUGUAGACCUCCAGACCCUAGUUAUCGUCACAGCCGAACUUUAGAUAAAGAAAUAGCUCAGUGGAUGAAGGAAUAUAGGAACAUUAUCAAAUUUCUCCUGUUAGGAGCUGGAGAGUCCGGAAAGUCAACAAUCCUAAAACAAAUGAAAAUUUUACACAUUCAAGGAUUUUCCGACAGUGAAAGGCAGGAAAAGGCUAAGGAUAUUAGAAGAAAUGUUUUAGAAGCCAUCAAGGAACUGACUGGCAAUAUGAUGAAUUUGAAGCCUCCAGAAUAUCUCGAUAAUGAAAAGAAUAUGGCGAGUUUGCAAUACGUGAAUGCUAUUAGUCUCAUUGACGAUUAUCACUUUCCACAGGAAUUUUACGACCACGUCAUGAAGCUAUGGGCUGAUGAAGGAGUCCAAAGAGCAUUUAACAGAAUGAAUGAGUUUCCGAUUAUCGACUCAGCUAAAUACUUCCUGAAUAAAGUUGACUACAUUCGUAAAGAGGAUUAUGUUCCGUCUGAUCAAGACAUCUUGCAUUGCAGAAAACGAACUACCGAAAUUCAGAAAAUUGAAUUUGAUGUUAAGAUUCCUAAGAAAUAUGGCGGCGGUAUACAGACAUUUUGGAUGUUUGAUGUCGGAGGACAGAGAGGUGAACGACGAAAAUGGAUUCAAGUGUUUGACGGUAUCACCGCCAUUUUAUUUCUUGUUGCUUCUUCUGGUUUUGAUCUUACUCUCCGAGAAGAUAACCAAACGAACAGACUUCAGGAAUCUCUAUCUCUUUUCUUGGAUGUUUGGAAAAGCAGGUUUCUAAAGGAAUCAGGUUUCAUUCUGUUUCUGAACAAACAGGAUAUACUUCGAGAGAAAAUAGAAAAAGGUGUAAGGCUAGGUGACUAUUUCCCAGAAUAUCUGAACUAUUCACCUACCGAUCCAAACAUUAGUAAUGAAUAUGAAAAAGCACGAUGCUUCAUUAGAGACCUUUUUUUGGCCGAAACAAAGAAGCAACCGACUAUACCAAGAUCUUGCAGAUCCAGCGAUACUUACUGUGAUCGGAGAUGUUCGAAGCCUCGAGACUGCUUUUGGCAUUAUACUACAGCAACGGAUACCCAGAAUGUGAAGAGAGUUUUCGAUGAUGUUCAUACGAUGAUCGUCAUGCUUAAUCUUGAAAGCAUUGCUCCCGCAUAAUAAAAAGCUUAGAAUUCACUUUUCGUGAAAUAACAGAAACUUAAACGAAUCCCACGGCCAGGAUAACAGAAACUACAUCAUUUGUCCUAAAUACUUCAGAGAUUGAUAUAUUCUAUAUUAUGGUAUUUUCGUAUAUUCAUUUAACGAACAAAAAUAAUUUUGCAUUAUUCUCCCAUUCCGAGAAUUCAACAGAAAUAUUUUUCUUGCACUAAAAUUUCAAUCUGUUUUGGCCUUAAGAAGAGCUUUAUAUAACUCUUAAGGAUUUUUUUCAGAAAUUGAAUCGUGAUGUUUAUUUUUGUUUAAUUACAAUGUAGAUACUUUUUAAGUUAUAGCUUACCAGGCAUAGUUAGUUAACCAUUUUAGCAUUCUUUGGAAUGUGUUUCGGCAAUUCGAUAAUUAUGUGGUAAACUAGUAACAUAAACAUUAAUAGCGUUACUUAAUUUUCAACAAAUACAUGCUAUUUAAUAGUAACGUUAUGAAAAUAUUUCACAAAUAUAACUUUUUUAAGAUUAUGAAUAAUUCAUCUUAAAUUUAUCUAGUUAUAUCAGUCUGAAAUGAAGUCGAUACUUUUAUUUCCGUUUUAGCUGUUAA